CCUUACAAAACCUCUUCUCUUUUAUCCACCAUUUCUUCCUCCUUCUUUGUUUCUCACGUCUGCUAUCUUUCCAUUGCCCAUUUUCCAAAAAAAAAAAAAAAAAAUCUGCUAUCUCUCUCUCUAUGCGUCCACCUUUCUUCAACUUUCUCAGUUUCUUAAAGGUACAAUCUUUCCCUCUUUCACUUUCUUGAUUCUUCUGCAAUCCAUUGUUUCUCAAUUGUUUACCCGUUUUCAAGAAAACCCCACAAUUUCUUUUUCUCUUUCUUUCUUCCCAACAAAUUUGGUGGGUUUUGCGAGUAGUCACUGUACUGGGGUUUUACGGGUUCGGUGGUUGGUUCUACAAGGGCGGUUUUGUUCAGAAAGGGAAAUGAGCAAAGAUGUUGUCGUGGUUGGGAAACGUUGCUUUUGCUUGCUGCAGACCAGAUCCAAUCGUCCGUAUUAUGAACAUGGAUGAUGAUGAUAAAAGGCUCGACGCUUCCUCCCUCGCUUCUCUAUUCUGGGGUAGAGAUCUUGGCAAGCAUUCCUUUGGCGAUUUCUCAAUCGCCGUGGUACAAGCUAAUGAUGUCAUCGAGGAUCACAGCCAGGUCGAGACGGCACAAGAUGCUACCUUUGUUGGAAUCUAUGAUGGGCAUGGCGGUCCGAACGCGUCUCGCUUUGUAUCCAAGCAUCUCUUUCACAAUUUGUUCAGGCUUGCACUGGAAAAAGGAACCAUUUCUGAAGAUGUUCUCAGGCGUGCUGUUAUCGCAACUGAAAAUGAAUUUCUUGCUCUUGUACGGAAGACAUUUGGUACAAAUCCAUUGAUCGCAGCAGUUGGGACUUGUUGUCUGAUUGGAGUUAUUUGGGAAGGAACGCUGUAUGUUGCUAAUUUGGGUGAUUCUAGAGCUGUAAUUGGUUGUUUGGGCAAAUCAAAGGUGGUGGUUGCUGAGCAGUUGACUAGAGAUCACAAUGUGGGUUUGGAGGAGGUCAGAGAAGAGGUCAGGUCAUUAUAUCCGCAUGAUCCAAGCAUUGUGGUUGAAGAGGGUGGCACAUGGCGUGUUAAAGGCUUACUUCAGGUAUCUAGAGCUAUUGGUGAUGCAUUCAUGAAGCAGCCUGAGUAUUAUCGUAAUCCUCUAAUCAACGCAUAUUACCACAUCCCUGAACCCUUCAACCGACCAGUUGUAACACCAGAGCCAUCAUUGAAUAGGAGGGUUUUACAACCCAGUGAUAAGUUCAUCAUUUUUGCAUCUGAUGGGCUUUGGGAAUUUUUGACAAACCAGCAGGCUGUUGAUAUUGUGGUUCAAUACCCGCGAGCAGGUAUUGCUAAAAGACUUGUUGAAAGAGCUUUAAGAGAGGCAGCAAAGAAGAGGUGGAUGCACUUUAAUAAAUUUAUGAAGCUUCCAAAAGGGAAAAGGCGGGAGUUCCAUGAUGAUAUCACGGUUGUUGUCAUCUUUAUUGACCCUGAGUUGCUGGAAAGAGAGGCAUUUGCACCAGAGCUUUCAGUAAGUGGGUUUAGUGAUGUUGUUCGACCAUCAAGUUUCAGCGUUAUGGAAGUGGAAGAGCACGAUUCAAGUUCAUCACUGGAGCUGAUCUUUGAAAGUGUGGAAGACUAGGUUGAGGAAGCUUCUAUCCCUACUCGAGCUACAUCAUCUGAAGCAACACCUACUCAGGAGGCAUGAUACGUUGAAUUGUAAUUGUGGAAAACCAGGUUCUGUAAGGUUUUGACCAUACCAGCUUUUAUUUCAAGGCAGCUGAUUGUUGAUUCCCCGGCUUUUAUUUUUUUGGCCUUGCUUACCAAGUAAGCCUGCAUAAAAAAUUGAGGCUUUUUUGGAUGAAUAUACUCUGAGCUCUCCUAUUAAAUGUUCAUUUAUUUU
Rubroshorea leprosula is the source of this 1850-nucleotide messenger RNA. Lineage: Eukaryota; Viridiplantae; Streptophyta; Magnoliopsida; Malvales; Dipterocarpaceae. The record is from the annotation of a GenBank genome assembly.